This is a messenger RNA of Misgurnus anguillicaudatus (oriental weatherfish), 6569 nucleotides long. It is a transcript of the gene zbtb16a, whose product is annotated as zinc finger and BTB domain containing 16a. Gene Ontology annotation, biological process: regulation of transcription by RNA polymerase II. Lineage: Eukaryota; Metazoa; Chordata; Actinopteri; Cypriniformes; Cobitidae. The record is from RefSeq and is a predicted model, not a curated record. Gene Ontology annotation, molecular function: protein binding; DNA-binding transcription factor activity, RNA polymerase II-specific; RNA polymerase II cis-regulatory region sequence-specific DNA binding.
UUACGAGUCCGGCGAGGAUGCGCGCUGACGUCACCAGCCCGUUGAUUUGCUAAGCGGCGCGAGGAGAGGAGUUAGUGCGCGUGAGAGCGGGUACUGUGAACUGCGUUACUAUGCUACAGUCCUAAUAACCGCACACUCGCGAGCGAAACGUGCGACACAGAUUGACCUUAUCUUGUUUACAAAGAUAACUAAACAGACUGCUAGUGGAAAGAAAGACUCAUGAGUUGGCCGUGUGGAUUUCAGAGACGUUAUGGAUUUGACUAAAAUGGGUAUGAUCCAGCUCCAGAAUCCCAAUCACCCCAAUGCCCUGCUACACAAGGCGAAUCAGAUGCGGCUGGCCGGCACGCUGUGUGACGUGGUCAUCAUGGUGGACAGCCAGGAGUUCCACGCUCACCGGACCGUGUUGGCCUGUACCAGCAAAAUGUUCGAGAUCCUAUUUCACCGAAACAGCCAACAUUACACUCUCGACUUUCUGUCACCAAAGACCUUCCAGCAGAUUCUGGAGUAUGCUUACACUGCCACUCUCCAAGCUAAAGUGGAAGAUCUGGAUGACCUGCUGUAUGCGGCAGAGAUAUUAGAAAUAGAAUACCUGGAAGAGCAAUGCCUGAAGAUACUGGAGACCAUCCAGUCCUCGGACGAAAACGACACGGAGGUCAACAUGAACGACGGCGGUGGGGAAGAUGAUGAAGAACGUAAGGGGAGGCACGGCAGGAACGGGACCGGCCCGAAAAAGCAUUCCAUGGAAGACAGCGGCUACAUCUCGGCUGCCCAUCAGGUACUGCCGGGAAUGGUGGAUCAGAGUCCGUCGGUCUCCACCUCUUUCGGUCUCUCCACCCUGAGCCCAACUAAAGCGGCCGUAGACAGCCUAAUGAGCAUCGGUCAGUCCCUCCUGCAGAGCACCAUGCACCCCGGAAUUGGCACCGAACAGCCCCUGCAUGGCAACUCUCAUCCUAUGAUGGGAGAGAUCAAGAUGGAGAUGAUGCAAGUAGAUGAGAGCGGAGAGCACGGGAGCCCCAAAGCCAUGGAGUCCGGCAGCUCCAGCAACGGCGAGCGUAGCGGUGAUCUCGACAAGAACCGAGAUGGCCCUGGAACCCCUACCAGGAGCAGUGUGAUCACCAGUGCCCGUGAGCUGCACUACGUUAGGGAGGAAGGUGUUGGAGAGCAGCAGAUCGAGGUCGGCCAGAUGGGGCUGGAGGCAAUGGCAGGCAUGACAGAAAAACACUUGGCGUCAUUGUACGGCUUGCCACACAACCAUAAGAACGAAGCCAUGCUGUCUAUGCCUGCCUCGAUGGCUUCAUCCUUACACAUGACACCAGCCCUGGCCAUGUCCAUGGACUUCAGUGCUUAUGGGGGCCUGUUGCCGCAGAGCUUCAUCCAAAGGGAGUUCUUCAGCAAGCUCGGUGAGCUAGCCGCUGGGAUGAAGCCUGAUGGCCGUAGCCAACACGAACGCUGCAACGUGUGUGGUGCUGAACUUCCUGACAAUGAGGCCAUUGAGCAACAUAGGAAACUACACAGUGGAAUGAAGACCUACGGUUGUGAGCUUUGUGGCAAACGCUUCCUGGACAGUCUGCGCCUGAGGAUGCACUUGCUGUCUCACUCAGCUGGUGAGAAAGCCAUUGUCUGUGACCAGUGUGGAGCUCAGUUCCAGAAGGAAGAUGCGCUGGAGGCUCACCGACAAAUUCACACAGGAUCAGAUAUGGCCAUCUUCUGUUUGCUGUGCGGGAAACGGUUCCAGACGCAGACGGCUCUGCAGCAGCACAUGGAGGUCCACGCAGGCGUGCGCAGCUACAUCUGCAGCGAGUGCAACCGCACGUUUCCCAGCCACACCGCACUCAAGCGCCAUCUCCGCUCACAUACAGCAGGUGACCAUCCGUUCGAGUGCGAGUUCUGCGGCAGCUGCUUCAGAGAUGAGAGCACGCUGAAGGGACACAAACGCAUCCACACCGGAGAGAAGCCCUAUGAAUGUAACGGCUGCGGCAAGAAGUUCAGCCUCAAACACCAGCUGGAGACCCACUACCGUGUCCAUACAGGUGAGAAGCCGUUUGAGUGUAAGCUGUGCCACCAGCGCUCCAGGGAUUACUCGGCCAUGAUCAAACACCUGCGCACUCACAACGGAGCCUCGCCGUACCAGUGCACCAUCUGCCUGGAAUACUGCCCCAGCCUCUCCGCCAUGCAGAAGCACAUGAAGGGCCACAAGCCAGAAGACAUCCCCCCAGACUGGAGGAUAGAGAAGACUUACCUGUACCUCUGCUACGUCUGAGAGGGGAGCGGGCCGUGCCCGGCCUGAGAGGGAGGCGGGAGGGUGGGAUGGGUUGUUGGACGCCUGUCGCGAUGGCAGGUAGCGUGAAAACACAGUCAGUUUGUCACUGAAGAGGAAAUGCACAGAGAAAGCAAAUGGGCACAUUGAUCCAAGGGGCUGGGCUGAACGAAAAUGGACAAGAAGUAGAAAGACAAUGUGAAACAAAAUCUUACCUGUCAGUAUCACGUUCUCGUCUGUCAUUUUUUGUGUCGUAAGUGUUUUUCCGUUCAAACCACGGAUCAUAUGGGAAGUCUUCAUUGUAUGUCAAACAUCACGUUAUGUCCCAGGAAAUCCAAUAUAGAUAUAUAUAUCCAAAUAUCAAAAGUAUCAAUCAUAAACACAACAAUUGCACCAACCGAGAGCGACUCUUUGAAAGGGCGCCCUCUCCUGGUACAUGAUGCAGUCUCUUUCACUGUGUUAGUGUAAAUAAGACACUGUAGCCUCUGCUUUUUUAUUUGGAUUGAGUGAUCACAGCAGAAAAGUUGAUGCCUAAAAGCACUUAGAUCUGAUAAAUACGAAUAGCCAUGUUCAUCAAAGACAUUACUGUGAACUGGGACAUAAGCUUCACGCAUAUUGAUGAUGCCCAGCCAAACACUCAGUGGGUAGAGAUCCCUCCCAUAUGAUUCACAUUCAUUAAGGGCUUAUUGGUUUAACCAGCGUACAAAUCAGCUAAGCUCAUUUUACUCUUUUUUUUUUUAUCUCCAGCAUUGCUUCACACGCAUAUAACAAGCUAAAUUUACGACGACAGUUUCUGUUUGAUGGUUUUAUUUUCCAAAAAAAAAAAAAACGUUUUAUGUUCGUCAAGCGUGAACUCGACAUUAUCUGUUUCGCUUCUGUUUUCCUCCACUCAUGUUACGUACGUACGCGACUCAGUUUGACGCAAAGUAAUCACUAUAGUCGACGUCUGAACUGAAUAACUUGGCAAUACAUACAGAACAUUCAUUACUGGACACUAGACAUCUAAUGAACUGUUUAUGCUGUUGUUAUAGAGACCAAAAUGAUGACUGAAGCUGCUUGUGUCAGUGGCUUAGAGACAGAACAGCACAUAUCUGAACGAUCGAGUGAUAACGUAGUAUGAAACGUGUCCUGAAUGAAAGAUCGGAUCGACUCUUUGGUUUGCGUUCCUCUGCUUUUGUCUGUGUUUCCUAAUACGCCUCGAUUUCAGCACAUCGUACUUGAAUUACCUCGUUUUUGUGACCUCAUGUGCUAGUGUUUCGUUUCUCUUUUUUUUGUAUAUUUGAUUGUUUGCUUGCUGUUUGUCUUUCUGCUAUGUUGAGCAGGGGAGAUUUGAAAGCAGCGUGUGUUUAAGUACUUAAGAAAUUAAGUGCCACAGUUGAGAGAGAUAUUUGUCUUUCGUUAACGUUUUUGUUUUUUGUCUCAUUUCGCAUUAAUCUUACCAAAUUUGGUAUUAUUUUUUAUUUACUAACCCUGCUUGUUAAAGAGCUUGUGGGUUCGGUCAUAUAUUUGUAAGCUACCUCUACGUUUUUUCGUUCGCAAAGGCACAUUUUUGUGUUUGCGUUUUGCAUAUAACUUCAUCUCAUGCUUUCGAGUGUUCACGUUUGUAAGCAAGGGUAAGAUUUACUCGAACUGGUAAUAGGAAAGUGAUGAUAAAGUCAUAACCUUACCUAUGAGAGCCCCCCCAGCCCUGUAAACCUUACCUUAAGAGCAGAUUUAAAGCCUUACGUUUGGGGUCAAAGUUGGGAGGAUAUAUGGAACAAGUGAAGUGUAGUACUUUAAAGUUUGAAAAAAACAAUAAACUUGAAAAUAUGUGAAUAGAAUUGUAGUUUUGUAAUGUGAAAAAAAAUAAGGUUCGCCAAGUUUGAACCACAAAGAACAGGUCAUAUGCAGCAGUGCAUUGUGCGUUGGACAAUUGGGACUGCAAGUGGUAAUCAAAGACGAAAGGAAGAAAAAAAAUUAAAUCCUGUCAGACAUGUUUCUUUGUAUGAGUGUAGUCCUGAGCAAGAGCCAAUGGCCAUUUGAUAUAUAAAAUUGUGAUAUUUUUGUAUUAAGUGUCGGUCUUUUUUCCAUUGGUUGAGGUUGCGGCGAGGCAAGACUUUGUAGUUCUUUUUUUAUAUCAUUAUUCUCUCGUUUGAAUCGUUUGCCUUGCUCCUCUUUGGUAAUGUUGGACCGUGUGUGAUCCUAUAGUGAUAAAUGUUGCUUUCUGGAUGUCAAAUACAUUGCAGGUGAAGGACUAAAUCAGCCACAUUCUCCUUUGUGAAAAUAACAACAACAACAAAACAAAAAAUGAUGUGAUACCAAUGAUCAAUUACAUUGUACACGGCAUCUCAAACAAUCACGUUGCCAACUUUUUGGUUUUUUUUACUUGAAGUGACUUUAAAAAAAAGAAGAAGAAGAAGGGAUGGUGAAGACGCAUCACAGGAAAUGUAAUUGUCGUGUCUUGCCGUUGUUUUCUGGAAAACACUGUGAGUUUGGGGAUCUUUUGCCCCCUGUGAGAAUUUAAAAUGAGUAGCUCCAUGAAAAGACAGAUAUAUAUUUUGUUCUGUAAAUGGAUGAUGUUAACCGAUGUUAAAUGGAUAAAACAGAGUUUGUGGCAACAAUACGAGAUAUUAAGUCACAUACCGGUGUCACUGUUCUCUAAAUUCGUUUGUGUUACUUUUGUAUUAUUACUUUGAAUGUGGUUUCACAUAUAGUGUAUGUUUGAGUGUGUAUGUGUGAGUAUGUGUAUGUGAGAGAUGCACAUUAGUGUCAAAUGCACUAAUCGGUAAGUCAUAUUCUAUUGCCACUUUUCUCUCAUGGUGAUGAAAAAAAUAUUGGCUUUGAUAUAGUUCUUCCCUCAAUGUUCUUAUGAUGUUUCUGUAAUAUCUUUGUGCCUAAAUGAAAUUGUUCAACAAAUUGUCCACAUAUAUCUGCUUAGUUUCUGUAUUUUCAAAAGAAGUUUAUUGGUGUCUUCAGGGCUCCAGGGGUGUCAUGAUGAUGAUGAUGAUGAUGAUGAUUGGAAUAGCGUAUCCUUACUUCAAGUUCCCCGCACGGGACUAAGCCAAUCGAACGGUCGAUAAUAGUUUUGUUUUUAUAAUUAUCAUUUGGUCUGUUUUUCAGUCAAAUGAUUCGAUGUAGUGUUUUAUACACGGCUCAAAAAAAAAUGAAAUGAGCGAAACAUUCCAUAAAUUGGAAUAAUGUGCAUUUUUUUACAAUGAAUCUCCUGCUUUGAGGGAUAAAAAAAUCUUUGUUUGAUUAUCAAACUUCCUUUUGACUCCAUUUGCCUCAGCAACAGGUUUGCUGAAUAAACUUUUCAACAACGUCCCUGUAACAUUCUGUGGGUUGUUGAUGCAAUUUUACUGCCCCUACUUAACAUGUUUAGUUGUUGGUUAAAGUACUUAUUUUAAAGAAAAACAGUAAGCCAAGUGUCAUCAUUGCAUCCCUGGGGUUGGCUCACUGUGUUUCAGUGUGGUGUACUAGAAAGAGUAGCCAUUUCAUGCUGUGUUGCCAUGCAUGUGCCAUUGAGGUCGAAACUAAACUGUUUGAGUAACAAAGCACCAAGACAUUGUCUUUUUUUAUAUAUUAGCACUGAGGACCAAUUGCCCUGUCGGACCAAACAUAACAAAGCUUUUUAUGUUUUUUCUUUGCCCACCAUAUCUUCUCUUUCUUUUUUUUAUUCUUUACACCUCUCCUGACUUGCCUGUAUUUUUUUGUGACAGCACAAGUGCCAGUCCAGUUGCUUUUUAAGAACAUAAUGUUUUGUUUCUGGGGUUUCUUUUAUUUUUGUUCUGUUGUUGUUAUUAUUAUUUGAAUUGUUAUAGUUACGUCUACCUCAGCACCUAAUCUUAGCCUAAUCUUAGAAGGUGCCCAAUUAUUAUUAUUAUUAUUUCGUUUUGUUUGUCAAUUGUACAAAUUUUAAUUUGCAUUAGAGCUUUGCAACGGUCCUCUUGUCUUUUUCAGCAACAUGCUGUGUUUUUGUAGCACUAUCUGGGUUUCGUGCUGCAGAUACUGGCAUCAGUUUCCUGAUGGCGUAGUCUUUCUUUUGGUGUAGGAUCAGACACAUCUCUUUGUAACAUUUCAGUGUUCUCUGGAUGGAGUGUGGAAAAAAUAAAGAAUUUAAAGAGACUGAAUGCUGCAGGUUUCUUCUCAGUGUUGUCACUAAGUAAAUUUUGUGCCUUUAAUGGUGAAAGAUAUUUUUUACAUCCUACUAACAGUAGAUUGUUUUUGUAGUGUUUUUUGUAUGUUUUUUUUUAUUUAUGAGUCUCAAAAUAACAAUGUUCAGUUGUAUUCCUUAAAUCUGCAGUUAGAACAAAAAAAUAAAAAAUGGACAUCA